This is a messenger RNA of Lepus europaeus (European hare), 1063 nucleotides long. RefSeq names its product serine protease 8 (gene PRSS8). The transcript is spliced from 6 exons. The record is from RefSeq and is a predicted model, not a curated record. The coding region runs from base 1 to 1029 and encodes 342 amino acids. Gene Ontology annotation, biological process: proteolysis; positive regulation of sodium ion transport. Gene Ontology annotation, molecular function: sodium channel regulator activity; serine-type endopeptidase activity. Lineage: Eukaryota; Metazoa; Chordata; Mammalia; Lagomorpha; Leporidae.
AUGGCCUGGAGGGCGGGCCCCGGGCCUGGGAAGCUGGAAGCCCUGGUCAUUCUGCUCUUUCUUGGAUUAUUCCAGUCUGGAAUGCGAGCUGCCGGGGCUGAAGCCCUCUGUGGUUUGGCCUUCCAAGCACGCAUCACAGGCGGGAGCAACGCAAACUCUGGCCAGUGGCCCUGGCAGGUCAGCAUCAUCUACGGUGGUGUCCAUGUGUGCGGCGGUUCUCUCGUGUCUGAGCAGUGGGUGCUGUCAGCUGCUCACUGCUUCCCCAGCGAGCACCUUAUGCAAGACUACGAGGUCAAGCUAGGGGUCUACCAGCUGGACUCCUACAGCAACGCCACUGAGGUCCGCGGUGUGGCACAGGUCAUCUCCCACCCCAGCUACCGCGAGGAGGGCUCCCAGGGUGACAUCGCACUGGUCCGCCUCAGCACACCGGUCAGCUUCUCCCGCAACAUCCAGCCCGUCUGCCUCCCUGCAGCCAAUGCCUCCUUCCCCAACGGCCUCCACUGCACCGUCACUGGCUGGGGCCACGUGGCCCCCUCAGUGAGCCUCCAGAGCCCCAGGCCGCUGCAGCAGCUGGAGGUGCCGCUGAUCAGCCGUGAGACGUGCAACUGCCUUUACAACAUCAACGCCAAGCCUGAGGAGCCCCACUUCAUCGAGGAGGACAUGCUGUGUGCGGGCUACGUGACGGGGGGCAAGGAUGCCUGUCAGGGUGACUCUGGGGGCCCGCUCUCCUGCCCUGUGGAGGGCCUCUGGUACCUGGCGGGCAUCGUGAGCUGGGGCGAUGCGUGUGGGGCCCCCAACAGGCCUGGGGUGUACACUCUGACCUCCAGCUAUGCCUCCUGGAUCCACCACCAUGUGGCAGAACUCCAGCCUCGCGUGGUGCCUGAAACCCAGGAGUCCCAGCCUGACAGUGAGCUCUGUAACCACAACCUGACCUUCAGCUCUGCCCCAGGACAAGGGGGGCUGGGGCUCAGCCUCCUGCUGCCACUGGGCCUCACCCUGGGCCUCUUCUGCCCAUGGCACAAGCCCUGAGCUACUCACCCUGGAAGCUGCUCCUGCUUUGACA